AUGAUAGAAAACCAAAAAGUAAAAGACAAGCAAGAACAAACAUUUGAAACUUCUGGUGAAAACAACACUCAAACAAAGGGAGAAGAAACACCUGCUGAUAAGGCUCUAUCUCAAAUGCAAUCCUAUGCUAAAUUUUUAAAGGAGAUUUUAUCUAAUAAAAGGAAGCUUGAUGACUAUGAAAUCGUAGCUCUCACUGAAGAGUGUAGUGCACUACGACAGAACAAACUACCCCUAAAAUUGAAUGAUUUUGGAAACUUUUCUGUUCAUUGUCUGAAAGGCAACAUGUCCAUUGACAAAGCCCUUUGUGAUUUGGAAGCAAGUGUCAGUCUUAUACCACUCUCCAUCUAUCAGAAGCUUAAUGUUGGAGAAUUAAAGCUAACUACUAUCUCCUUGCAACUAGCAGAUAGAAUUAUUAAAUAUCUCAUUGGAAUACUAGAGACCAUUCCAAUCAAGGUAGGUAAAAUUUUCAUACCUAUCGAUUUUGUUAUCCUGGAGAUGGAAGAAGAUGUUUCGAUUCUCAUAAUCUUGGGAAAACCUUUCUUAGAAACUGCCAGAGCCAUUAUAGAUGUCAAAAAUGGGUGA
Hevea brasiliensis (rubber tree) is the source of this 582-nucleotide messenger RNA. RefSeq lists its product as uncharacterized. Lineage: Eukaryota; Viridiplantae; Streptophyta; Magnoliopsida; Malpighiales; Euphorbiaceae. The coding region runs from base 1 to 582 and encodes 193 amino acids. The record is from RefSeq and is a predicted model, not a curated record. The transcript is spliced from 2 exons.